AUGUCUUCCAAAAACCGAGAACAUGAUUUGCAAAAACCAAGCAUGGAAACUCGCGAAUGGCCUACAGAAAACAAUGAGUCUGUGGACCAGCAAACACUGAAAACGGAUGGCGAAGAAGACCAGCAUGGUGCAGAAGUCUCGAUGUGCAUGGCAUCUUUGAAGAGAUCUGGCAGCCACAUGAAGAUUGUCAUCAAGCCAAUCAGUUACUUGACCAUUCAAGAUCCACAAAAGAAGAAAAUGACGGUGAUUUUGGAUCCUGAAGGUGAUGGUAACUGCGGAUUCCGUUGCAUUGCACAUACUACCCAUGGUGACCAGAAUCGUGCACUGGAUGUCGAAGAGGAUAUGUUGGAGUGGUUCAACAAAAUAUAGACGGUAUCUAUGAAGGAAUCGUGGACACGGAGGUUGUUGCCAAUACACUGAACAACUUUGAACGAUAUCCACCAGAUGAUUGCUGGUUCAACUCCUUGGAUUGUGCACAAAUUGUUGCCAACGUUUACAAUCGGGCUGUUGCUGUGUAUUCCGAAACACAGGCCAAUGUCUUGUAUCUCCCUCUCCGAUCUGCACCACCCGAAGCCUUCAAGCCAAUCAUGCUUUAUCUCGAACAGAUAAAAAAAAAAGCAUAGGUAUCUUAUUGCCUUUGAAAACAAAUACCGCAAACUGGAUUGGCCAUCACUUUCUCCCACCUACGAAUCUGCGCAGAUUGAAAAUAGAAGACAACAGCGUUCUAUAUAAAUAAAAUACAGAUAAUACAGAAAGUGAAAUAUAGAAGUUUCACACGAAAA
Messenger RNA from Radiomyces spectabilis, 782 nucleotides. RefSeq lists its product as uncharacterized. The record is from RefSeq and is a predicted model, not a curated record. The transcript is spliced from 5 exons. Lineage: Eukaryota; Fungi; Mucoromycota; Mucoromycetes; Mucorales; Radiomycetaceae. Bases 1 to 369 code for a protein of 122 amino acids.